Messenger RNA from Nasonia vitripennis (jewel wasp), 29625 nucleotides. RefSeq names its product twitchin (gene bent). NCBI's taxonomy places the organism in Eukaryota, Metazoa, Arthropoda, Insecta, Hymenoptera, Pteromalidae. Gene Ontology annotation, molecular function: ATP binding; protein binding; protein kinase activity. Gene Ontology annotation, biological process: protein phosphorylation. The transcript is spliced from 78 exons. The coding region runs from base 726 to 29087 and encodes 9453 amino acids. The record is from RefSeq and is a predicted model, not a curated record.
GGAGAAAGAGAUUUAGCCUGGUUAGUUGACGCGCGGGGCCCCGGCGACAGGGACAGCCGACUGAGAAAGUAGUGCGAAAAAAGGGAGCGUUUGCUGGGUUUUACAAAGAGAAAGCGAGAGAGAGAGAGAGAGAGAGAGAGAGAGAGAGAGAGAGAGAAAGAGAGAGAGAGAGAGAAAACGACGACUACGACUGCGGUGCGAGCACACGCGUAUACGCAAGGAUCAAACGAAUUGAGAAAGGAGCUUAUUUUCUGUGGGAAUUAUUGCAAUCGAUCGAUCGAAGUGAAAAGUGAAGAAUUUCGCGCUCAGUGAGAGAGGAGACGCGUACACGAGAAGAAUUUCCAGCCGCAUAGACAGUUUUCGUCACGACAGUUCAUCAUCAUCAUCAUCUUCCGAUCGAGUUUAUUCUUCAAGAAAUCCGACUUGUGUUCGUGUGCCGCACGUGCAACGACGACAGGCUGAGCUGCAAAACCUGCGCUCCCCGACGACGAUCUUCCCAAGUGGCGAGGGUCGAUGCUGGUGAAAGACGGCGUCGAAGCGUGACAGCGCGAAUCCGGGCAGUCCGGGAGGUGGUUUCAGCUCACGUGGUGCAAGAGCUGCCUGGCCGCGGAUAUCGCGGGCUCGACUAGGCAGACAGCGGAGGCCGGGGGGGUCCUCCCGCUUACCCCCUUGCGCGUGAAGGAGCUAUAGAGAGUAUCUCUAGGAGUAGUAGCAGCAGCGCAGAAAUGGGGGUCGCUGACGACUUCGCGCCGAGCUUCACCCAGAAGCCCCAGCUGCGGCAGGAGGACGAGGGCAACCGGCUGAUAUUCGAGUGUCAGCUGGUCAGCGCGCCCAAGCCCGAGAUCACCUGGUUCCGGGGCGAGACACAGCUCGCCGAGGACGACCGCACCAACUUCAAGAUACAGAGCAUCGGCACCAACAAGUUCCUCGUGGUGCUCGAGCUCGAUGACGUCAUCGAGACUGACGCCGGCCUCUACAAGGUCAAGGCCAAGAACAAGAUGGGCGAGGUCGCAGCAUCCAUCAACCUCAACUUCAGCCCUGUGGAUGAGCCUAGAGAAAAACAAAUCGACGGUAUCGCGCCGACUUUUGCGAAAAAGCCAUCCAUCAGACAGGAGGAUGACGGCAAACGAUUGGUCUUCGAGUGUCGCAUCACUGCCGACCCUACGCCCAAGGUCUCGUGGUUCCACGACGGCGACGCUGUCUCCGACUCGCCACGACACAAGCUGACCGUCGACAAAGACGGCCACUCGUACUUUGCGAGUCUGGAGAUAAAAAACGUGACGGUCGAGGACGCUGGAAAGUACAAGGUCACCGCUAAGAACGAGCUCGGCGAGUCCAACGCCACCAUCUCCCUGAACUUUGACAGCGACGAGGCCCCAGUCCCGGACGACGGUGUCAAACCGACCUUUACCGAACGACCAGUCAUCAGGCAGUCCGACGACGGCAACACUAUAACCUUUGAGUGCCGGUUAGCCGGCGACCCGAAACCUAGUGUCAAGUGGUAUCACGGAACGGAGGAACUGAGCGAAGGCGGAAGGUAUCAGAUGUCGAUGGAGCUCGACCAGAAGCUCUAUCAUCUGGCUAGGCUGCAGAUCAGCAAAGUAGCCAAAGCCGACAGCGGCGAGUACAAAGCCGUCGCGAGAAAUAAGCACGGACAGGGGGUUGCCACUAUCAACCUGAACUUCGAGGGUGGCGAUAAGCUCAAAAUACCCGACGGCAAGCCGCCGCGUUUCCCGAAGAAGCCGACAAUUAGGCAAGAGGGCGACGUCCUGAUAAUGGAGUGCAUACUGGAGGCGCAUCCGGUGCCGGAGAUCACCUGGUACCAGGGCAGCAAAGCCAUAACCGACAGCACGCGAAUUAAAAUGUCCCGCAAGUCCACGGGCAAAGACACCUAUCUGCUGACCCUCGAAAUCUUGAACCCGACCAAGGCCGACGGCGGUCACUACCGCUGCAACGCCUUUAACAACUUUGGCGAGAGUAACGCCAACAUCUCCUUGAAUUUCCAAGGUGCAGAAGAUCCAGCGGGCUUCGCGCCGUCGUUCAUCGAGAAGCCGCGCAUCAUCCCCAACGAGACUGGCACCCUCAUCACCAUGAAGUGCAAGUGCCGCGCCAAGCCCAAGCCCGACGUCACCUGGUUCCGGGCGACCAACGUCAUCAAGGAGUCCUCCAAGAUCAGCCUAAAGUGCAUCGACGUUCAGGAGGACGUAUACGAGCUCACCCUCGAACUCAAGGAUCCCGCGGGACCAGACGGCGGAGCCUACCGCUGCCACGUGAAGAACGAGUUCGGCGAGAGCAACGCCAACCUGAACCUGAACAUCGAGGCCGAACCUGAACCCGAGGGCGACGGUCCGACCUUCGUGGAGAAGCCGCGAAUCCAGUCCCAGGACAAGGGCAAGGUCGUCAUCAUGGACUGCAAGGUCAAGGCCAAGCCCAAGCCCAACAUCGUCUGGACCCACGCUGGAACGGUCGUCAAGGAGUCGUCCAAGAUCUCCCUGAGCGUGGUCGAGGAGAAGAACGACAUCUACUACAUCAAGCUCGUGCUCAACGACCCUGGUGCGGACGACUCUGGACUCUACAAGUGCAACAUCAAGAACUCGCUUGGAGAGCUCAACGCCAACCUCACCCUCAACGUUGAAAUCAUCCCUGUCAUCAAGGAGAAGCCGAAGGUCAUCAAGAUCGUGAAGAAGAAGACGGUGAUAGUCGAGUGCACGGUUCUAUCCAAGUUUGCACCGGAUUGCACGUGGUUCAAGGAGACCCAGGCUGUCAGACAGGACGACAGGCACAAGCUCCACGUGGAGAAGAUCAAGGAGGGCGAGUUCGCCGUGAAGCUCGAGAUCGAGCAAAUAUCUCAGGCAGACAAGGGCAAGUACAAACUGGUGGCCAGAAACGAGAAGGGAGAGGCCACCUCCCAGGUCGUCGAGAUCCAGGAGUUACCCGAGGAGCCUGAUCCACCAAGGCUCGCCUCGGGACUCAAGUCCAUCACUGUGGAAGAAGGAAAGACGGCCGAGUUCUACGCGUCUCUGGUCAAGGAGGACAAGAAGGUCACGGUCACGUGGUACAAAGACACUACAGUCAUCAAGACGUCCGAGACCUACAGCAUCAGCUUCGAUGGUAAGGAGGCCAGGCUAUUGAUCAGUUCUACCACUCAGGAGUCUUCGGGUCGGUACAAGAUCGUCGUCAGCUCCGAACACGGAAAGGACGAGUCCACGGCGGAACUGGUGGUUGAGAAGAAAGAGAAGAAGAAGAAGAAGGACGAAGACGAGGAAGAGAAAGAAAAGAAGAAGGUAGAGGAGAAGAAGAAGGAGGAAGAGAAGAAGAAGGUAGAGGAGAAGAAGAAGGAGGAGGAGAAGAAGAAGCUCGAGGAAAAGAAAAAGAUCGAAGAAGAGAAGAUUAAGGUAGAGAAGAAGAAGGAGGAGGAGAAGAUAAUCGAGCAGAAGAAGAUCGAGGAGCGCAAGAAGAUCGAAGAAGAAAAGAAGAUCAAGGAACCCGAGUCCAAGCCAAAUGGUAUUGACAAGCCUACAUCUAAAAAGGACAAGGAGGAAGAAGUAGUCGAGAAGCGCAAAUCGAUCAAGAAGAAGGAGCCCGAAGCCAAGAAGCCUGAGUCUCCUCGCGAACAAACACCAGAAAAGAAGGUCGUCGGCCGUAAGUCGUCUGUCAGUCGGGUGGAGGAACUCAAGACCGAGAGUCGAAGAAGCUCCAUCAGCAGGACUGAAGAGACCAUACACGAAGAUGGUACUGGCACACCUCAAAGACGGGUUUCCAUACAAUCGCAGUCGGAGGAGGAGAGCACGAUGGAGAGCCGAAGGUCAUCCAUCAUGAGCCAGAAGGAAGAAAAGAUUUCGAAACCGAAAUCGAAACUGAUCGAAGACAAAGAAAAGACCACUGAACGAAGCUCGAUCAAAAAACGAAAAGAAAGCGCCGAGGUUAUUUCCGACACAAAGAAAUACGUCGACGAAGAGAAAAACGGUUCCGUCAAAAGACCCUCCGUUAAACGGGAUUCGGUUAAGAAAGACUCGAUCACCCCCAAAGACGAGACUCCCGAAGAGAAGAACGGUUCGGUCAAACGACCGUCCGUCAAACGAGACUCGGUUAAAAAAGACACGAUCACCAAAAAGAACGAGGUUACCGAAGAAAAGAACGGCACAGUCGACAGACUUUCCGUUAAACGAGAUUCCGUUAAAAAAGACACGAUCACCAAGAAAGUCGAGCAGGAUGACGAUGUAGAAGACUUUUGGGGUAAUAGUAGUGACGCGGAAGAUGCGCCUAAACCUUUGUUGAAAAAAGAAAAAGAAACAGAAUAUAGCUGGGUAAAUAAAACGGUCGAAGAAAUUAAAGAAACGCCCAAGACACCUGUUAAAAAAUCGAACGAAAUCGAGGAUAUUUGGGGCGAUACCAGUGACGCUGAAGAAGUACCUACGCCCCUCAUCAAACGCAAAGACAGCAUGAAAGAACCUAAAGAGAAACUAAAGACCACAGUCAAAAAAGACGAGAUCGAAGACGUUUGGGGUAAUACUAGUGACGCUGAAGAAGUACCUAAAUCCGUGAUCAAACGUGAAGACAGCACUAAGGACAAAGAGCCUAAGGAAAAACUAACAACGACGGUCAAUAAAACAGAAAAAACUGAGAAAUCUAAGACCGUUGACAAAAAUUCAGACAAAAUCGAAGACGUUUGGGGCAAUACCGAAGACAGCGAAGAUGUACCUAAGUCUACGAUCAAACGCAAGGACAGCACUAAAGAGCGUAAUGAGAAGCCGAAGACGGCCAAAAAGGACGAAAUCGAUGACAUUUGGGGUAACACUGAAGACACUAACGAGGUACCCAAGUCUACGAUCAAACGCAAGGACAGCACUAAAGAGCCUAAGGAGAAGCUGAAGCCAGCCGAAAAGGACGAAAUCGAUGACAUUUGGGGUAACACUGAAGACACUGACGAGGUACCCAAGUCUACGAUCAAACGCAAGGACAGCACUAAAGAGCCUAAGGAGAAGCUGAAGCCAGCCGAAAAGGACGAAAUCGAUGACAUUUGGGGUAACACUGAAGACACUGACGAGGUACCCAAGUCUACGAUCAAACGCAAGGACAGCACUAAGGAACCUAAAGAGAAACCGAAGACGGCCAAAAAGGACGAAAUCGAUGACAUUUGGGGUAACACUGAAGACACUAAUGAGGUACCCAAGUCUACGAUCAAACGCAAGGACAGCACUAAGGAACCUAAAGAGAAACCGAAAACGUCCAAAAAAGACGAAAUCGAUGACAUUUGGGGUAACACUGAAGACACUGACGAGGUACCCAAGUCUACGAUCAAACGCAAGGACAGCACUAAGGAACCUAAAGAGAAACCGAAGACGGCCAAAAAGGACGAAAUCGAUGACAUUUGGGGUAACACUGAAGACACUAACGAGGUACCCAAAUCUGCCAUUAAGCGUAAAGACAGCACGAAGAAACCAAAGACCACAGCUAAAAAAGAUGAAAUCGAUGACAUUUGGGGUAACACCAGUGACACCGAAGAAAAGCCCAAAUCUUUGCUCAAAGUCCCGACUACAUCCGUCAACGGAAGGGACAAGCCAAAGUCCGAUGAAAUCGACGACAUUUGGGGGAAUGACGACAAAGAAAACGUGGACAAGCCAAAGUCCUUGAUUAAGAAAACGAAGCCCAAAGACGAUAAGACUAAGCCAAAGAAAAAGGUCACGAAAGUGCCCAAAACCGCUGACAAGUCAGAAGACUCGACACAGAUCACUGGCCCGCAUCUGAUAGUGCACGAAACGCCUGACGAGAACUCGUUCGUUUCACUGUCGACAGACGACAGUCGCGACACUGACAAAACAAGCACACCAACACCACAGGAAAAACCAGUACCGAAAACAGACAAGGUCGAGGACAAGCCGAAGGAAACACCGUCACUCAAACCCACCCUGAAAACGUCUGGCAAACCAGAAGACUCGAAGUUGAAACCUGGAGAGCCAGAAAGCAGGAGAGCGAGCUUGAAGCCCGGAGUACGAGGCGACGAGAGGAAGGACUCGCUAGAUAAGGUUGAGCUGAAGAAAACGGACAGGAUGGACAAAUUGGAGGUGAAGAAGGUCAAGUCGAAGAAAGCCGACAAGGAGAAGAGCUACGAAUUGCCCGAGAUACCGGAUUACGAAAGGCCGGUCCUCGAGAAGCCGCAGGAAUUCGAUUUUGGCGAGCACGUUAAGCGCGACAAGACCAAGCUCGACCGCCCGACGACUCAGAAAUUCGAAUCCAAGCCUAAGGUGCCGGAGAUCAAGGCACCGGCCGAGGCGCCGAUUAAGAUCGAAAUCAAGGACGUCACGCCGAUUGGAAGCCGAAGGGGUUCACUCGUACCCGGAAGUGGCACCAGCAGCCGAAGGGGUUCGCUCAUACCACCCGAGGAACUCGGACGCAGAGCGAGUAUCAUCAUCAGCGACGAGGAAAAUAGAAAGCUGCGCCCCGGCGAAGUGUUGGAAGAGAAGAAGAGAUUCCGGCCCGGAGAACUACUUGACGACCAGCGACGGCGUCCGAGCACGGACGCGCGAAGGCUCAGCGUGGCGGAUAUUGAGAAUAAGCCCAGCACCCCGCUUAAAGAUGUUGGAUCACCGGGACCACCACAGAUCGUGGAUAUGGAGGAGAAGAUCUCUGUCCCCGAAGACAACACGGCAGCUCUUACCGUUAGGGUUGAAGGUACCCCCGCGCCGACAUUCAAAUUCUACAAGGGUAUGACCGAGAUUAUCGAGGGCGGAAGAUUCACCUUCCGCACCGAUUCCGAAACGAACACGAUCACACUACUUAUGCGCAAAGCAAAGCCGAACGAUGAGGGCACCUACAAGAUCGUCGUCAGCAACAUCCAUGGCGAAGACUCGGGCGAGAUGCAGCUCUUCGUCACAGAUGCCAGUGGUAUGGACUUCCGUGCCCAGUUGAAGAAACGCAAGUACAAGCAAUGGGAGCGCGAGACGGAGAAAGAGACGGUCGAUCUCAAGGAGACCGAGAAGCCACUGCCUGCCCUCAAGAAAGUCGAAAGGAAACCUGAAUCGUUCUUGAAGCCGCUUAUCGAUCAAUACGCCAAGGAGGGUAAGGACAAAAAAGUAAUGUUUGAAGCCAACUUCUCCAAACCCAAUUGCAAACCAAGGUGGUACUUCAGGAAAGAUGAAAUAUUCGCAUCAUCCAAGUACAAGCUUAAGAAUGAAGAAGAUUGCUAUCAACUUAUCAUUCUUGGACCAAAGGUGGAGGACACUGGCAAAUACACUAUUGAUAUUUCUGGCAUAUCGAGCACGGCCUUCCUCAAUGUUGACGAACCCGAUCCAACGUACACCUUUACCAAACCACUUAACCAACAGACGAGUGGCUUCCUCAAACACGAAGUACAAUUGGAAUGUACGGUCAGUUCGAAUAUGGCCAAAGUGGAUUGGUACAAGGGAAAAACGAAAUUGGAGGAUGGAGAUGUUUAUCAAAUUUCGAAAGACAUGACUGGCGUUUGUCGUUUGACAAUCAAAAGCGCAACUUUCGAUGACAGUGGUGACUACUUCUGUAAGAUCGCUAAACAGCCUGACAAAACGGACACAACGCUGUCGAUCAUAGAAUAUCCAUACAAAUUCGUCAAGGUAUUGAAACAUCAAACUGCUACUGAAAAAGAAACGAUCACUUUGCUCUGUGAGCUUGAUGACGCUGCUGGUGAAGUCAAGUGGUUCAAGGGCGACCAAGAAAUACAGUCGGACAAGAGAGUCCAGAUCAAAGAAGAUGGGCGCAAGAGGAAACUUAUCAUUAAAGACGCUAAGGUCACCGAUGCUGGCAUGUACUCGUGCGUGAGCAAUGCUGACAAGACCGAGGCAGAGCUCAUCGUUAACUAUCUUAACCGAUUUAACAAGAAACUUAAGGAUACCGUCGGUAUCGAACGUGAAAAGGUUGUAUUGGAUGUCGAAUUACAAGAUCAAACUGCUCCGGCCAACUGGUUCUUCAAUGGCAAACCCAUUGAAACCAAUGAAAGGGUUGAAAUUAAGAAUCUCGGUGGUGGUAAACACCAGCUCGUUUUCAACAGAGCUGAAAUGACAGACGAUGGUGAAAUCACUUGCGAGAGUGGCGAAUUGAAGAGCUCGUGCCAACUGUCGAUCAAGAAGGGUGAAAGCAAACCUAUUGCUGAGAUCCCUGAUACAGUUGAAGGACCAUGCAAUGCUCCUAUUGUGUUCACUAUUCCUUACAAGGUCGAAGGAACCAAACAAUCGCAAGUCGAGGCUAAACUCAUGAAGGAUGGAAAGGCUCUCCCACUCAAGGAUGUCGAAAUAGUUGUGGGUGAAGAUAAGAUCACAUACAAAAUUAAGAAGCCACAGCACGACCAAUCUGGUACCUACCAAAUCAAGAUCGGCAACGCACAGGGAGAGGAGGUCAAGGAUGUAUUCGUAAAUAUGCAAGACGUUCCAUCACCUCCGCUCGACGUCGAAGUAACUGAUGUUUUCGCAACUAGCUGUGUUGUCAAAUUUAGUCCAUCUAAGGAUGAUGGUGGUUCACCAAUCACUAAAUACGUUAUUGAACGAUUGGACAUGAGCUUGAAGUCUCAAUGGGAUAGCGUAGGAGAGGUCAUGCCCGGAGAAAAGACUUCUUACAAGGUUGAAGAUCUUGUAACGAAGAAAGAGUACAAAUUCCGCAUUCGUGCUGUGAACAAAAUAGGAUCCAGUGAGCCGGCGAUGUUUGGAAAGCCUGUUUUGGCUAAGGAUCCUUGGGAUGAGCCAGGAAAGCCAGGUAAUGUGGAGGUCACAGACUGGGACGUAGAUCACGCAGACCUCACGUGGACAAAGCCAGAGAACGAUGGUGGUGCACCUAUUACGGGCUACGUUAUUGAAUACAAGGAGAAAUUCGGAAAGGAAUGGGUCAAGGGCAAAGAGAUCGAAGGCGAUGUAACGAAGGGAACGAUCGAUGGUCUCAAAGAAGGGCAGCAGUACGAAUUCCGCAUCCGUGCAGUCAACAAGGCUGGUCCUGGAGAACCAUCUGAGCCAACUAAGCCUAUUAUUGCUAAGAGUCGAUUCGUCAAGCCAUUCAUCGUUGGAGAUGGUCUUAAGAAUCUUGUUAUCAAGAAGGGACAAGUUAUCAAGUACGACAUCAAAUAUCAAGGUGAGCCCGAACCUGAAGUCAAAUGGUUCCUGGGAGACAAAGAAAUCGUACAAGAUGCUGCUGAAAGAAUAACCAUCGACAAAUACGAGCGAAACACCGUAUUGACUGUGAGAAAAACAACCAGACCCGAUUCGGGUAAAUAUAAGCUGGUGCUUACAAACAGCUCAGGCACUUGUGAGAGUAUGGCCGAUGUCGUCGUCCUAGAUAAGCCAUCGAAACCAAUAGGACCACUAGAAACGACAGAAGUUAGAUCUGAUCACAUCACAGUUAAAUGGAAGAAGCCUAAAGAUGAUGGUGGUAGUGACAUUACCGGCUAUGUCCUAGAAAAGAUGGAUGUAGAUACUGGAAGAUGGAUUCCAGCUGGUGAGAUUGGCCCUGGAGAGCCUCAUGAGUUCACCUUCUCAGGAUUAACACCGAAGAAGAAGUACAAGUUCCGCGUAAAGGCCCAAAACAAAGAAGGCGAGUCUGAACCUCUUGAGACUGAUGAAGCCAUUUUAGCGAAGAAUCCUUAUGACGAGCCUGGCAAACCAGGAAAGCCUGAUAUUUACGACUAUGACAACAUGAGCGUUAGCUUGAGAUGGGCUAAACCUGACACCGACGGUGGUAGACCAAUUACGCACUACACCGUUGAAAUGAAAGACAAAUUCUCGCCAGACUGGAUAGAAGUAGCUAAGACGAACGAUGACAAACCAGAAGUCAAGGUCGAAGGUUUGAAGGAAAAGAUGGUUUAUCAGUUCAGAGUUAAGGCACAUAACAAAGCUGGAUGUGGACAGCCCAGUGAACCUACUGACAACCAUCUGUGCAAACACAAAAAUCUUAAACCAAGAAUCGAACGUGAAACCUUUAAGUCUAUUACGAUCAAAGCCGGCAGAACACACAAAUGGUCGGUCGAUGUAAUCGGUGAACCACCUCCAGAUUGCAAAUGGGUCUGGAGAGACAAUAUUCCACUCACAAAUACUGAGCGUAUCAAGAUUGAGAAUGUCGAAUAUCACACAGACUUUACUAUUAUCAAUGCCGUACGAAAAGAUACAGGAAAGUAUACUUUAAUCGCUGAGAACGCAAGCGGAAAAGAUCAGGAAACGGUUGACCUAAUCGUAUUGGGUAAACCUGAUGCUCCAAAGGGACCACUGGUAGUUUCGGACGUAACCAAAACUAGCGCUAAGGUUAAAUGGGAGAAGCCUGAAGAUGAUGGUGGCUGUCCUAUUAAAGAAUACGAAAUUGAGAAAAUGGAUACGAAGACAGGAAAAUGGGUGCGCGUUGGCAGAGUUCCAGGAGAUGGAAAUACUGAAUUCGAUAUUACCGGAUUAAACCCUGGAAGCGAAUACAAAUUCAGAGUAACAGCUGUGAAUGAUGAAGGUGACUCAGAACCGCUUGAAAGUGAGCGACCAAUCAUCGCCAAAAAUCCAUUUGAUGAACCACUCAAGCCUGGAACACCAGAUAUCACCGACUACGAUAACGAAUCGGUCAGCUUGAAAUGGACACCACCAGAAUUCGAUGGCGGAGCACCUAUUGAGAAAUACAUCAUUGAAAAGAAGGACAGAUACAAGCCAGAAUGGGAGAAGGCUAUUGAAGUUCCUGGAAAUAUGUUGGAAGCUAAAGUUCCUGGUCUGAAAGAAAAGGGAGAAUAUCAAUUCAGGAUUGUCGCUGUUAAUAAGGCUGGUCCAUCACCACCAUCAGAUGCUUCUAAAAUGCAAAUUUGCAAACACAAGUCACUUAAGCCCAGAAUUGAUAGAACAAAUCUUAAACCAAUUGUUGUCAGAGCUGGCAAACCUAUCAAGUAUGAUGUUGAUGUGCGUGGUGAACCACCACCAGAAACCACAUGGUAUCACAAAGAUACUCUGGUCAAGUCGGCCGGCAACAUUGAAAUUGUAAAUAUUGAGUACAACACGAAACUCAACAUUAGUGACAGCAUUAGAGCUAAUACGGGCGUCUGGAAAAUUAAGGCUGUGAAUGCUCAUGGAGAGGACGAAGCUGAAGUAGAAGUUACUGUUUUGUCGGCACCUUCAAAACCUAAAGGACCCCUUAAAGUAUCUGAUGUUACAAAGAGCGGUUGCAAAUUGAAAUGGGAGAAGCCUGAAGAUGAUGGUGGUAAACCUAUUACUGGUUAUCAAGUUGAGAAGCUAGACAAAGCUACCGGCCGUUGGGUGCCAGUUGGGCGUACAAACGACACAGAAAUGGACAUCAAGGGGCUGCAAGAGGGCCAUGAUUAUGAAUUCAGAGUUAAAGCUAUUAACGAAGAAGGAGAAUCCGAACCUCUCGUUACAGACAGAUCUAUUACUGCGAAGAACCCAUACGAUCUUCCUGGUAAACCCGGUGUACCUGACUUUGAAGAUUGGGAUGUUGAUCGUGUCGAUCUUAAGUGGGAAGCACCAAAGGAUGACGGUGGCGCACCUAUUACAGGAUACGUCAUUGAAAAGAAAGAAAAGUUGACCAGUCACUGGGAAGAAGCUGAGACGACUACAACUUCUCAGCCAAGAGGUCGCGUUACUGGUCUUAAAAAGGGCGCUACUUACCAAUUCAGAGUACGCGCUGUCAACAAAGCUGGACCAGGUGAACCCAGUGAACCAACUAAACCACACGUAAUGAAAGCCCGAUUCCUGAAACCACACAUCAACCGCGACAAACUACAAACUGUGAAAGUAAGAGCAGGACAACUGGUGAAGUUGGAUGUUGAUGUAGAUGGUGAACCUCCACCAACUAUUACAUGGAGCAAGGGUAUCAAGCCACUGACUACCAGUGCUAACGUUAAGAUUGACAACGAAGAUUAUAACACAAAGGUUCAAUUAUCGAAUACAACACGAGAGGAUACCGGAAAAUACACAAUCAAGGCUGUGAACGACUCGGGUUCAGAUGAAGCCGAAGUAGAAAUAAUCAUUCUCGAUAAGCCCGGCAAACCUGAAGGUCCUCUUGAGGUUAGCGAUGUUCACAAAGAAGGUUGCAAACUCAAAUGGAAGAAACCGAAAGACGAUGGUGGCCUUCCUUUGUCGAGCUACAUCGUAGAAAAAAUGGAUGUCACUACUGGUCGGUGGGUUCCUGCCGGUAUUGUAGAUCCCGAGAAGACAGAACAUACUAUUACUGGAUUAGAGCCAGGCAGGAAAUACGAAUUCCGUGUCAAGGCAGUGAAUGAAGAAGGAGAAUCAGAGCCAUUACAAACUGAUACUGCCAUUCUGGCCAAGAAUCCUUACGACACACCCAACGCGCCUGGUCUACCCGAAAUCGUCGACUGGUCUGAAAAUAUGGUGAAAUUGAAGUGGGAACCGCCAAUCAGAGAUGGUGGCGCACCAAUUACUGGAUACAUCAUCGAAAUGAAAGACAAGUUUGGAACUAGCUUUGUCAAAGCUGCCGAAGUCGAUGGCCCAAUUUGCACUGGAACCGUUCCCAAGUUGGAAGAAGGUAAUCAAUAUCAGUUCCGAGUGCGGGCUGUUAACAAAGCUGGUCCUGGUGAACCCAGCGAAGCCACGAAUCCACACACUGCUAAAGCUCGUUGGCUCAAGCCAUACAUCGACAGAACAAACUUGCAACCAACAACUAUUAAAGUGGGCUUAACUCUGUCAUUGGAUAUUAACAUAAUUGGUGAACCUGCACCAAAGGUUACGUGGUCUUACAAAGGAAAAGAGAUGGUUUCUGAUGACCAAAUUCGCAUUGACAACGUUGAUUACAACACGAAAUUAUUGAUUUUGAAAUGUAAGAGAGUACACACUGGAAGGUACACGAUUAAGGCGUCGAACGAAGUUGGCGAAGACGUCGCAGAAUUCGAUCUUCUCGUCAUGGGUAAACCAAGCAAGCCAACGGGUCCAUUGGAAGUAUCCGAUGUUAACAAACACGGCUGUAAACUCAAGUGGAAGAAACCCGAAGAUGACGGUGGUGCACCUGUUGAAUACUAUGAAAUUGAGAAAUUAGAUCCUCUUUCUGGUCAAUGGGUACCUUGUGGUAGAUCAACAGAACCAGAAGCAAACAUCACUGGUCUGUUGGAAGGCAAACCAUAUAAAUUCAGAGUAAAGGCAGUCAACAAGGAGGGCGAAUCUGAAGACUUAGAAGCUGAUAAGUCUAUCAUCGCCAAAAAUCCCUUCGAUGAACCCGGAAAACCAGGACGUCCACAGCUUACGGACUGGGACAAAGACUUUGUGGAUGUUACAUGGACUCCUCCAGAAAACGAUGGUGGUGCGCCGAUUGAAAAGUACAUUGUACAAAUGCGCGACAAAGAAGGCAGAAAUUGGGUUGACGCAGCUAAAGUACCCGGAAACACAACUAACGCUAAAGUUACGGACGGAAUUGAAGAAGGCCAUGAAUAUGAAUUUAGAGUCGUUGCUGUUAACAAAGCCGGACCUGGUGAACCUAGUGACACAUCAAAGAGUGUUGUUGCGAAACCACGCUUCCUUGCUCCACGCAUCGAUCGUACAAACUUACAGAAGAAGGUUAUGCGCGUUGGACAAUUACUGCGAAUGGAGGCUAAGAUUACUGGCGAACCUGCACCAACGGUUACCUGGAAGCUAAAGAAUGUUACUCUUAAGACCCAAGAUCGUCUGAAGAUUGACAAUGAAGAUUAUCACACAAGCUUUAUCCUGAACAAAUUAGAACGUUCAGACACUGGAACCUACACUGUUACCGCUACGAACGAUAGUGGAAAGGAUGAAGUAGAAAUUGAAUUAUUAGUAUUGAGCAAACCUGGCAGACCGAAGGGACCAUUACAAGUAUCUGACGUUACAGCAGAAGGCUGUAAGUUGAAAUGGGACAAACCCGAAGAUGACGGCGGUGACCCUGUCGAUCAUUACGUGAUUGAGCGUAUGGACGUUGAUAUGGGUAGAUGGGUACCAUGUGGAACUAGCAAAACACCAGAAGCGGAAGUAGCAGGAUUGAAUGAAGGAAAAGAUUAUCAGUUCCGUGUGAAGGCUGUUAAUAGCGAAGGAGAAUCCGAACCCUUGGAAACAACCAUACCUACGACAGCUAAAAAUCCUUACGGUGAACCUGAUGCUCCUGGUAAACCAGAGUUCAAAGAUUGGGACAAAAAUCACGCUUUCCUCAAAUGGACCGCUCCCAAAAACGAUGGUGGUGCUCCAAUUGAGAAGUACAUUAUUGAAAGGAAAGAUCAAUAUGGUAAAUGGCAAAAGGUUGCUGAAGGCCCUGGUCUACGAACUGAAGCUAGGGUUGGUGAUCUUGUGGAAGGUCAGAAAUACCAAUUCCGUGUGAAGGCCGUCAACAAAGCUGGCCCUAGCAAACCUAGUGAACCAUCUGACACUUUGUUGGCUAAAGAUCGAUAUGCUGCACCUAAGAUCGACCGUGCGAACCUUAAGGAUAUCACUGUUAAAGCUGGACAGCAUGUGCGCUUGGACGUUAAGGUUUCUGGCGAACCUCCUCCAACUAAGACUUGGUCCCUUAACAAGAAGAAGCAAGAAUCUGACCAAAAUGGUGUCAUCAUUGAAGAGGAAGAUUACAGAACUAAAUUCUCCAUUGGUUUCGCCACAAGAGCACAUACCGGCACUUUGCAAUUAAAGGCCGAAAAUGAUUCUGGCAAAGAUGAAGCUACGAUUACCUUGACAGUAUUGGACAAACCUGGUAAACCUGAAGGCCCUCUGAAGGUCGACAACGUUCACAAAGAGGGAUGUAGUCUCAAAUGGAACCCGCCUCUUGAUGAUGGUGGUGUACCUAUCGAUCAUUACGUCGUUGAAAAAAUGGAUACAAUUAGUGGCAGAUGGAUUCCAGUCGGUCGCACGACGGAACCUAAGAUGGAAGUAGAAAAUCUAGUCCCAGGACAAGAAUACAAAUUCCGAGUAGCCGCUGUGAAUGCAGAGGGUGAAUCGGAACCACUUGUCACUGAACAAGCUAUCAUUGCUAAGAAUCCAUUCGAUGAGCCCGGGCCACCCGGCAGGCCAGAAGCGACAGAUUGGGAUAAGGAUCGCGUCGAUCUAAAGUGGACUCCACCCAUGAACGAUGGUGGAUCUCCAAUUACUGGAUACGUUAUUGAAAAACGUGAAAAAGGUAGCCCGAGAUGGAUUAAGGCCGUCGAAACUGUUGGUCCAGAAUGCAAGGGAAAGGUUGACAAUUUGGACGAAGGAACUGAAUAUGAAUUCCGAGUUCGGGCAAUCAACGAGGCUGGCCCUGGAGAACCAUCUGAUGUUAGCAAACCUAUUACUGCUAAAUGCAGAAGACUACCACCUAAGAUUGACAGAAAGAACCUUCGUGAUAUUACUGUGCAUGAGAAUGAGCCCAUUAAGUUCGACGUGAAAGUAUUUGGAGAACCUGCUCCUGAUGUUUCAUGGUCGAUUAAUGGAAAGAUCAUUCAUCAAACCACAUACAGACGUGUUGAAAAUGUACCGAAUAAUACGAAGUUCUUCAAUGAUCGACCCGAGCGUAAGGACACUGGUGUGUACAAAAUUAGCGCUAGCAAUCAAUAUGGUUCUGACACUGCUGAAGUCGAAGUCACCGUUGUUUCUAAACCCGACAAGCCAGAAGGCCCAUUGGAAGUGUCGAAUGUACACAAAGAUGGUUGCACACUGAAGUGGAAGAAACCUAAAGACGACGGAGGCGAACCAAUUGAAGGUUAUCUCGUUGAGAAGUUCGAUCCCGAAACUGGAGUUUGGUUGCCGAUCGGCAGAUCGACCGUUCCUGAAUUCAAGGUGGAAGGAUUGACUCCUGGUCAUGAAUACAAAUUUAGAGUUAAGGCUUUGAACAAAGAGGGUGAAUCUGAACCACUUGAGACCAUUGGAUCUAUCAUUGCUAAAGAUCCAUUCACUGUACCAUCGCCUCCUGGUGCACCAGAACCCGUUGACUGGACGGCUAAUCAAGUCGAUCUUAAAUGGAAGGAGCCAGUCAGCGAUGGCGGUACUCCUAUUACUGGCUACAUUGUCGAAAAGAAAGACAAAUAUAGUACAAUGUGGGAAAAGGCCUUGGAACGCGAUUUGCCAGUAUGCUCGGCUCUUAUCACUGGACUCAUUGAGGGCAAUGAAUACCAAUUCCGUGUCAUUGCUGUUAACAAAGCUGGCCAAUCGGAACCAGGAGAUUCUAGCAAAACGUUCGUUGCUAAACCUCGAUUCUUGGCUCCUAAGAUCGACAGACGUACUUUACGCGAUGUUACACUUUCCGCUGGAUCAACACUCAAAUUUGAUGUUAAUGUCAUUGGUGAACCUCAUCCAACAAUGAACUGGCGAUUUGGCUCCAUGCCUUUGACUCCAAGCAGGACUGUCAACAUCGACAAUUCCGAAUACACAAGCAAAUUGACAGUUCGUCCUGUAAAACGUGACGAUAGCGGUGAUUACACAAUCAUUGCUACUAACUCCUGCGGAAAAGAUCAAGCAUCGGUUAAGGUUACAGUCACAGACAAACCAUCAGCACCAGAAGGUCCUCUUUCUGUUACUGAUGUGCACAAAGAAGGAUGCAAACUCAAAUGGAAGCGACCUCUCGAUGAUGGAGGUAUUCCUAUUGAAUACUACCAAGUUGACAAAAUGGACCCAGAAACCGGUUGCUGGGUACCAUGCGGUCGAUCAACCGAUCCUAAUUUGGACGUUACUGGCCUAACACCAGGCAAGGAAUACAAAUUCCGUGUAUCCGCUGUGAAUGCUGAGGGUGAAUCCGAACCACUUGUUGCUGAGCAAACGAUAAUUGCAAAGAAUCCCUACGACGAGCCUGACAAGCCGACCGAUCUCGAGGCUACGGACUGGGAUAAGGAUCACAUUGACCUUAAGUGGAGUCCACCAAAGAACGAUGGAGGCUCGCCUAUCACGGGAUACAUUGUGGAAAAGAAAGACAAAUACGGCGAAUGGGAGAAGGCUCUUGAAAUACCAGCAUAUGGCGAAAGUGAUUCUCCAGUACGAGCUACUGUCGGCGACUUAGUCGAAGGACAACCUUACGAAUUCCGUGUUCGUGCAGUCAACAAAGCUGGACCUAGCGAACCAUCGAACCAGACACCUGUGAUCAUCGCUAAACCACGCAACCAAGCACCAAAGAUCGACAGAACGAAUCUCAUUGAUGUUAAAGUCAAGGCAGGCCAAAACUUCGGUUUCGAUGUCAAGGUCAGCGGAGAACCUGCUCCAUCCACCAGAUGGCUUUUGGAUAGCAAGGACGUUAGAACAAACGAACGCGUUAAGAUUAAGGAUGUUGACUACAACACUCAAUUGAACGUCCGCAUGGCUACUAGAGCCGAAUCAGGCAAAUACCAGAUUAUUGCUGAGAACAUCAAUGGCAAAGACGUUGCUUACGUUAAAGUAACUGUUUUGGACAAACCUGGUACACCUGAAGGACCGAUUAAAAUUACUGACGUUACUGCUGAAGGCUGCAAACUUGCAUGGAAGCCUCCGGAAGAUGACGGCGGCUGUCCUAUUGAGAAAUACGUCGUUGAAAAACUUGACGAAGCUACGGGACGAUGGGUUCCAGCUGGUGAAACUGACGGACCAGAAACGAAGCUCAAGGUUGAAGGUUUGACGCCUAAUCACAAAUACAAAUUCAGAGUACGUGCUGUCAAUAAACAAGGCAAGGGUGAGCCUCUCACAGCUCUUCAGAGCAUUGAGGCCAAGAAUCCAUUCGAUGAGCCUGGCAAGCCUGGUACACCUAAGAUCAAGGACUACGAUUCAGACUUUGUCGAACUUGAAUGGACUCGUCCUUUGACCGAUGGAGGUUCUCCAGUCACAGGCUACGUCAUUGAGAAGCGUGACAAAUACAGCCCAUCAUGGGAAAAAUGUGCAGAAAUCGAAGGUGAUGUUACCUCCGGAAAAGUCAACGAUCUCGUUGAAGGAACUCCUUAUGAAUUCCGUGUCAGAGCAGUCAAUAAGGCUGGACCUGGCGAACCAUCCGAUGCAACUAAACCACACAUCGCACGUCCUAAGAAUCUUCCACCUAAGAUCGAUAGGAAGUACAUGCUGGAUGUGAAAGUUCGUGCAGGCGGUUUCUUCGACUUCGAUGUUCCAGUUAUCGGCGAGCCACCGCCAAAGAAAGAAUGGAGCCUCAAGGGCAAUGUCGUCACAUCUAGUGAUCGCAUCAAGAUAGUAAACGAAGACUACAAUACCCGAGUACGUGUGCUGGAAGCUUUACGCUCCGAUUCCGGAGAGUACACGCUUACAGCGCGCAAUACGAACGGCAAGGAUAGCGCCACAUUGAGAGUCAUUGUUCUCGAUGUUCCUUCCCCGCCAGAAGGUCCAUUGAAGAUAGGAAACGUCACCAGGAAUGGCUGCAAGCUUUCUUGGAAACCACCUAAGGAUGACGGUGGCUCAGAAAUCCUUAACUAUGCUAUCGAGAAAAUGGAUGCUGAAAGUAUGCGAUGGGUUCCGCUAUGUGAAUCCAUUGGUACGACUAUUGACAUCGAUCACUUGAUUGAAGGACAUCAAUACAGCUUCCGCGUAAGAGCUGUCAACAAGCAGGGCGAAUCUGCUCCACUUAACGGUCUUGAAAGCAUCAUUGCUGUAGAUCCGUUCGGAAAGCCAGAAAAACCAGGAACACCAUCUGUCACCGAUUGGGACAAGAACCGUGUCGAUUUGGAGUGGACUCCACCGAAGAGAGACGGAGGUGCACCUAUUACUGGGUACAUCAUCGAAAAGCGUCCCAAAUUCGGACAGUGGGAGAAGGCUCUUGAAGUCGAUAGUGAUAAGACAAAUGCUAGAGUACCUGACUUGACUGAGGGAGAGGAGUACGAAUUCCGUGUCAUCGCCGUUAACAAGGCUGGACCAGGAGAACCAUCGGAAGCUUCUCUUCCCAUCGUUGCCAAAGCACGUUACGUUAAACCGUCCUUCGAUCCGCAUUUACUGCACGACCUUGUUGUACGAGCUGGUCAGAAGGUCAGCUAUGACAUACCGAUCGAGGCUUCACCCAAGCCGAUUGCCAAGUGGACUAUCAAUAAUGUACCUGUUGAGGCUGAUGAGCGCCACGAGAUUUUCACUACGCAUAACAACACAAGUUUCGAAAUUCCGUUUGCCCAACGUUCUGACAGCGGCCGAUAUGUGCUAACCCUUGAAAACGAGCUCGGCUCCUGCAGUGCCGGUGCCAACGUGACUGUGAUCGAUAAGCCAUCCAAACCACGUGGACCCUUGGACGUGUCCGGUGUCACCAAAGACAGCUGUCACCUUUCUUGGCAACAACCACUCGACAAUGGCGGUACACCUAUUCUCCACUACAUCAUCGAGAAAAUGGACUUUUCUCGUGGAACCUGGACCGAUGCUGGUAUGAGCAUGGUCACGACACACGAGGUGGCGAGACUAGUUCACAAGAAGGAAUACUACUUCCGUGUCAAGGCUGUCAACAGCGUUGGAGAAUCAGAGCCAUUAGAGACGGAAAAGAGCAUCAUUGCCAAGAAUGAAUUCGACGAGCCUGAAGCUCCAGGAAAACCAAGAAUUGUCGAUUGGGAUAAGGACCAUGUUGACCUUGAAUGGCCUGCUCCAGAAAGUGAUGGAGGCUCGCCCCUCACCGGUUACAUCAUUCAAAAGAAGGAGAAGGGCAGCCCAUACUGGACUAACGCUGUUCAUGUGCCACCAAAUCAGAAUAGCGCAACUGUUCCCGACUUGAUCGAGGGACAAGAGUACGAAUUCCGUGUUAUUGCUCAAAAUGCUGCUGGUCAAUCCGAGCCAUCUGAGCCAAGCGAUCUCGUUUGCUGCAAACCUCGAUACUUGGCGCCAAAGAUCAAGACACCGUUGACGGACAUCAAAGUCAAGGCAGGUCACAUUUUCCAUUUGGAUGUGGACUUUGUCGGUGAGCCAAUUCCAGAGGUCAUCUGGAGUAUGAACAACAAGAAUAUCAAUGCCAACAAGAGAACAUCCGUGUCGUCGAUUGGUUACCACACGAUUCUUCACAUAGUUGAUGCUAAGAGAACAGACUCUGGCAACUACCACUUGCUGCUUAAAAACAGCAGUGGAAUCGAUGAAGGUUCUUUCAAGCUCACAGUUCUUGACAGACCUGGACCACCACAAGGACCUCUGGAAUACGAAGAAAUCACUGGACAAUCGGUUACUUUGUCAUGGAAGCCACCAAAGGACAAUGGUGGAAGCGAACUUACUGGAUACGUUAUUGAAAAACGCGAUCUUACCCACGGUGGAGGGUGGGUACCAGCUGUAUCCCACGUUAAUCCUAAGUUCAAUCAUGCAACGGUCCCGAGAUUGCUUGAAGGAACCAGCUACGAAUUCCGUGUUUCCGCUGAGAAUCUCCAAGGACGUUCUGAGCCUCUGAAUACCGACAAAUCCGUUGUUGCAAAGAACCAGUUCGUUGUUCCUGGACAACCUGGUAGGCCAGAAUGCGUUGACGCAGACAAAGAUCACAUCAAGAUCGAAUGGACUCCACCAAUCAGUACCGGAGGAUCGCCAAUUAUCGGAUAUGAUGUUGAGAGACGUGAUCGUGCCACAGGCAGAUGGAUCAAACUCAACAAAGAGCCAGUCAAACCUAUUGAAUACUAUGACGAUCAUGUUUCUGAGGGUCACCAAUACGAAUAUCGCGUGACGGCUAUCAAUGCCGCUGGCGCUGGAAAACCAAGCGACACCUCGCACAUUAUCACUGCCAAACCAAUGAGGGAGGCGCCUAAACUAUACUUGGACGCUCUUAUUGGAAGAAGAAUCAAGGUUCGCGCUGGUGAACCGAUCAACGUUGUUAUUCCGAUAACUGGCGCCCCGACGCCUAAGAUUGAAUGGACGAAGAAUCUCAUUCGAGUGGUGGACACUCUGCGUAUAUCCACUGAAACAAAGAGCGACCAUACGCAACUUCUCAUCGAGAAAUCGGUACGAGAUGACGGUGGCAAAUACACGAUCGUGGCUAGUAACGAGUACGGCCGCGAUUCCGCAGACAUCGAAGUGAUUGUCGUUGAUAGACCAGGACCACCGGUAGGCCCAUUGCAGUACACUGCUACCACUCAAGACAGCGUUUCCCUUGCCUGGAGUCCACCACUUGACGAUGGUGGUUCAGAUAUUACAAAUUACAUUGUCGAGGUUGCAGACUUUGGCUCAGAAAACUGGAGACAGUGCCCUGGCUACUGCCCAACUGCCCACUUUAUUGCUAAGGGUCUGACAGAAGGCAAACGAUAUGUCUUCCGUGUUCGCGCUGAAACCAUGUAUGGCGUUUCCGAACCUCUGGAAGGCAAGCCAGUUACUGCCAAGUGUCCGUUUGAUCCUCCAGAUGCACCUAACCAGCCUGAGAUCCUUGGAUACACGCCAAACAGUUGCACUCUGGCAUGGACUCCACCUCUUAACACUGGUGGAAAACCAAUCACUGGCUAUAUCGUUGAAAAGAGAGAACGUGGUGGUGAAUGGAUGAAGGCCAACAACUAUCCAACACCGAACACGACUUUCACAGUACAGGAUCUACACGAGGGUGGAAGAUACGAAUUCCGUGUGAUCGCUGUAAAUGAAGCUGGACCCGGAAGGCCGAGCAAACCGACCGAACCUAUCACAGCUGGUCACCAGAGAACUGCUCCUGAUGCACCUGAGCCUCCUAAGGCUGAUCGUAUUACCAAGGACUCGGUCACCCUGUCCUGGCGUCCACCUCGUAACGAUGGUGGAGCUAAGAUUCGUGGUUACAUUAUCCAACAGAAGAAGGCUCGUGGUGAUGACGACUGGGACGAUGUCAACGGUGCACCUGUCCCAUCGACCACGUUCACAGUUCCACACUUGACGCUCGGCGAGGAAUACCUAUUCCGCGUUGUUGCCGUCAACGAUGUCGGUAAGAGUCCACCGAGCAGAGCAAGUAACCCAAUCACAAUCGAGGAACAGCCCAACAAACCGACCAUGGACCUUGGAGGUGUGCGCGAUAUCACCGUCCGUGCUGGAGAAGACUUCUGUAUUCACGUACCAUACGUCGGUUUCCCGAAACCUGUGGCCACAUGGUACGUUAACGAUGUCGUCACCGAUGAGGAUACUGAUAGACGUGUGCAUCUACAGUUGGCUGAUGACUAUGCAAGCCUUGUAAUCAAAAACUCGAAACGCACGGAUGGUGGUCAGUACCGCCUCCAACUUCGUAACGCAUCAGGAUUUGACACAGCUACGGUCAACGUGCGCGUUCUCGACAGACCUUCACCACCGCAGAACCUGCGAGCCGACGAGUUCGCCGGCGAUGCUCUUACCCUGUUCUGGAACCCACCGAAAGACAAUGGUGGUGCCGAAGUCACCAAUUAUGUUAUUGAAAAGAAAGAGCCGAAAUCGUUCGAAUGGGUAAAAGUGAGUGCGUGCACCACUUCGACCUUCGUCCGAGUACGCAAUCUCGCAGUAGGCAGUACAUACGAAUUCAGAGUUAUGGCUGAGAAUCAGUACGGAACUUCUGAACCAGCCACAACCAUCGAUCCUAUCAAGGCCAGGUAUCCAUUCGAUCCACCAGGUGCACCUGGUGCUCCACGUGGAGUUGAGACAACCGAAGACAGUAUUACUAUUAACUGGACCAAACCUCGUCACGACGGAGGAUCACCUAUUACAGGUUAUGUGAUCGAGAAGAGAUUGAUCAGCGAAGAGAAAUGGAUCAAGGCAACUCAAGCUAUCGUUGUAGACACCACAUACAGAGUCGGAGGAUUGAUCGAAAAUCACGACUACGAAUUCCGUGUAGCCGCUCUGAACGCUGCUGGUCAAGGACCCUGGAGCGCUGGUUCCGAAACUAUUCGCGCUGCUGCUCCAUCAGUUGCACCGAAGAUCACAAGCGACCUCAGCAUCAGAGACAUGACCGUCAUUGCUGGAGAGCCAUUCACCAUCACUGUACCGUUCAUCGCCAAGCCCAGACCAAGGCCUGCUUGGUGCAUCAAUGGUGAAGAUGUUAUUACUGAUGAGAGGAUCAAGUUCGACACCAACGACAUCGAGACGCAAUUUAUCAACAAGAAGGCCAAGAGAUCAGAUACCGGAAACUACACUAUCUAUCUGACCAACACAGUUGGAACAGACUCCGCUACCUGCAAGGUUCUUGUGGUGGACAAACCAUCACCGCCACAAGGACCACUGGACGUAUCCGACAUUACGCCAGAAUCUUGCACGAUCUCGUGGAAACCACCAAACGACGACGGUGGCUCACCUGUCACCAACUACAUCGUCGAGAAAUUAGAACCCAUUGGCAUCUGGACCAAACUGAGCAGCUUUGCACGUCGCACUCAGUACGACGUCUUUGGACUCGAGCCGAACAGGAAGUACAACUUCCGAGUCAGAGCUGAGAACCAGUAUGGUAUUUCUGCACCAUUGGUUGGCGACGAGCCAAUCACUGCCAAAUUCCCCUUCAAUGUCCCAGAUCCACCAGGAAGACCACGUGUCACCGACUGGGAUUCGACCAGCAUCACCGUUGCCUGGGACCGACCAGUUUCGGAUGGUGGCUCCCGCAUCCAGGGCUACAAGGUCGAGUUUAGAGAUCCAACAGACGAAACCACAUGGAGAACAGCUAACGACUAUCUGGUCAAGGACCUUAACUACAUCUGCUACAACCUUCUUAGCGGCCACGAAUACGAAUUCCGUAUUUUCGCGAAGAACGCCGCUGGCUUGAGCAAGCCCAGCCAGACAUCCACACCAUUCAAACUUAAGAGCAAGAGCAUGGUGCCCGAUGCCCCACGAAACCCACAAGUCAUCAAGGUCGGCAAGAACUACGUCGACUUGCGCUGGGAAGCUCCGGCUUCUGACGGUGGUAGUCGCAUUACCGGUUACAUGAUCGAGAAGCGCGAGAUCGGCAGUGCUAUCUGGAUGAAGUGCAAUGACUACAACAUCACCGAUCUCGAGUACACCGUACUUCACCUGAUCGAAAAGGGUGAUUACGAGUUCAGAAUAUUUGCGAUCAACUCUGCUGGUCGCUCUGACCCAAGCUCGUGCACACCUCCGGUUAAAAUUUGCGAGGUCGAAGGUGGCGAGAAGCCUGAAUUCCUCAGAAACUUGCCCUACUCGCAAGGAGUUGCUCUUGGAAAGACACAUGUGCUCGAAUGCGAGGCCACUGGUAAACCGAUGCCGGUUGCCAGGUGGUUGAAGAACGGACGCGAGAUCACGAUCGGAGGACGCUUCCGUACCGAAUCAUGGGAUGGCGUAUUCCGUUUGGUCAUCGCCGAGGUUUACGAGUCUGACGAGGGCGAUUACACCUGCCAGGCUACUAACGCCGUUGGUUACGCCAGCACAACUGGCAGAAUCAAGAUCGGCUCACCACCGCGUAUCGACCGCAUACCAGAUGAUCUGUUCCUACCAGAGGGUGAGAACACCAAGAUCAAGAUUUAUUACAGUGGAGAUCAACCUAUCACCGUCACUCUCAAGAAAGACGGCAGAAAACUGCCCGAAUCUACGGAUCAUCUUAAGUACACCGUCUUCGAUGACUACAUCAUCAUCUUCAUCAGAGAAAUUAACAAGGACACCGAUGCCGGAUCGUACGAAGUCAACCUCGAGAACGAGAGCGGCAGUGUCACCGGUGUAUUCAACGUCUACAUUACUGGAUUACCAGGACCGCCACAGGGACCACUCGACGUGUCUCACAUCGACAAGCACACGUGCUCUCUGAGCUGGCAUCCACCCAAAUUCGACGGUGGUCUCAAGAUCACGCACUACGUUAUCGAGAGGCGAGACGUGACCCACACGCAAUGGAUCACUAUCUCCAUGUUCGGCUGCAGAGACACCAACUACUCCGUCCAAGGUUUAACCGAGGGUCAGGAAUACCUCUUCAGAGUGAUGGCGGUCAACGAGAACGGCAUGGGACCACCACUAGAGGGCACAAAUCCCAUCAAAGCCAAGGCACCGUUCGACCCACCAGGUCCACCGGGAAUACCCAAGGUCACUCAAGUCGGUGGAGACUUCGUCAACCUGUCCUGGGACAAACCAGAGACAGACGGUGGCGCGAAAAUCCAGGGCUAUUGGAUAGACAAACGCGAAGUCAAGGUACCUGAGAGUUGCUGGCAACGCGUUAACCCAUCGAUCUGCUUGCCCAACCAGAUCAACGUUGGAAACCUCAUCGAAGACCGUAAAUACGAGUUCCGCGUAUUCGCGCAGAACGCGGCUGGUCUCAGCCCUGAAUCCAAGGCUUCGACCUCCGUUCAGAUUCGCGACCCUCAAGCUGCCAAGGCACCGGAAAUUAUCAAACCACUGCCGAAGACUCUGAACUGCGCACAGAACCACAACGCGCACUUUAAGACUCUUAUAACCGGAAUACCAGCACCGACUGUCUCUUGGUUUAAGGGAGCUCGCGAGAUUGUCAACGGCUCGCGCUACAACAUCUACUCCGAGGGAGACUGUCAUAACCUUAUCGUGCAUGACGUCUUCGGUGAAGACGCCGAUGAGUAUGUGUGCCGUGCAGUGAACCGUGCCGGAGCCAAAUCGACCAAGGGAGAACUCAUGAUCAUGACACCACCAAGACUGAACGUACCACCAAGGUUCCGCGACACCGCUUACUUCGACAAGGGUCUGAACGUUGUUAUCAAAGUUCCGUUCACCGGAUUCCCCAAACCCAAGCUCACUUGGGUUCGCGAAGGCGAAACCAUUGAGUCUGGUGAGCACUACGACAUCCAGAUAACCGACAGACACGCAACCUUGACAAUCCGAGACGCCAACAAGGUCGACUCUGGACCAUAUAGACUAACUGCCGAGAACGAACUUGGCCAGGACUCAGCUAUCAUCAAGAUCCAGAUCAGCGAUCGUCCGGAUCCACCGCGUUUCCCGGUCAUCGACAGCGUGGGCCACGAUUCUUUGGCUCUGACCUGGAAACCACCAGUAUGGGAUGGCGGCAGCAAUAUCACCAACUACUUGGUCGAGAAACGCGAGCACCCGAUGUCCACCUGGAUCAGAGUGGGCAGUACUCGUGUCUGCUCCAUCGCCGUGCACGGACUCAGUCCCGGACACCAAUACGACUUCCGGGUGUUCGCUGAGAACGUCUACGGCAGAUCGAACCCAAGUGAAACGACACCGUUGGUUCAGACCAAGGGCGAGGCCAAGAAACGUCGUGAAGAACCCAAACGCAAGCAGGAGAUCGAUCCUAUCACCGGCAAGAAGAUCCGAGGUCGCAACGACGAAGCGGUCAGAGACUACGACCAGUUCGUGUCCGACAUUUACGACAAGUACGUGCCACAGCAACCGGUCGACAUCAAGCGCAACGUAUCAGUAUACGAUCGGUACGAUAUUCUCGAGGAAAUCGGUACCGGUGCCUUUGGUGUCGUUCACCGAUGCCGAGAGAGAUCGACCGGCAAUAUCUUCGCGGCCAAAUUCAUUCCGUCGGCACACCCGAUGGAGAAGGAACUCAUCAGGCGAGAAAUCGAUAUAAUGAACCAGCUGCAUCACCCGAAACUCAUCAACCUUCACGAUGCCUUUGAAGACGACGACGAGAUGGUCCUCAUCUUCGAGUUCCUGUCCGGAGGUGAACUUUUCGAGCGUAUCACCGCGGAGGGUUACACCAUGUCGGAAGCCGAAGUUAUCAACUACAUGCGGCAGAUAUGUGAGGCCAUCAAACACAUGCACGAAAGAAACAUCAUCCACCUAGACGUCAAACCCGAGAACAUAAUGUGUCAAACGCGCCAGAGCACGAACGUUAAACUGAUCGACUUUGGUCUGGCCACGAAAUUAGACCCCAACCAAGUAGUGAAAAUCAGCACGGGAACCGCCGAAUUCGCGGCUCCAGAGAUCGUCGAGAGAGAACCCGUUGGUUUCUACACGGAUAUGUGGGCCUGCGGUGUUCUCGCCUACGUUCUACUCAGUGGUCUCUCACCGUUCGCCGGUGACAACGACAUCGAGACCCUGAAGAACGUCAAAGCCUGCGAUUGGGACUUUGACGAGGAAGCAUUCCGAGAAGUUUCCGAAGAGGCCAAAGACUUCAUUAGAAGGCUACUUAUCAAAAACAAGGAGAAGAGAAUGACUGCUCACGAGUGCCUGAUGCACGCCUGGCUUACUGGUGACUCCAGCAAGAGAACCACCGAGAUCAAGACUAGCAGGUAUAUCAACUUCAGGGACAGGAUUCGUGCCAAGUACGACGACUGGAAGAAGUACGUACUGCCAAUCGGUCGCUUGGCCGAAUACUCGUCGUUGAGAAAACUGCUGAUAGAGAAGUACCACAUACAGGACACGACGUUCGAUCGUCGACAAGCCGCACCGAGAUUCGUCAUCAAACCCACGAGUGCGUUUGCCUACGAAGGCCAGAGCGUCAAAUUCACGUGUCGUGUGAUCGCGAUAGCCCCGGCCGUACUCACGUGGUAUCGCAACAACACUGAACUGAGACAAUCCGUCAAAUUCAUGAAGCGCUACAUCGGCGAUGACUACACGUUCGUCAUCAACAGGGUGAAACUCGAGGACAGAGGCGAAUACAUCAUCAGAGCGGAAAACCACUACGGUUACCGCGAGGAAGUCGUGUUCUUGAACGUCCAACCUCUACCCAAAGACGUACCACCAUACAGACCAGAAACCUACCAACCCGUUAGAAGACGCGAACCACUGCCCUACCACUUCUGGAUGGAGACUAAAGAAGCCGCGCCCGAUUUCACCUUCCUCCUUCGUCCUCGUGUCAUGCAAGCCCGAGACACUUGCAAACUGUUGUGCUGCUUGAGCGGUAAACCCACUCCAACCGUCAAAUGGUACAAGAACAGCAAAGAACUGUCCAAGUUCGAGUACACCAUGACCAACUCGGAUGGAGUCGUCACGAUGGAGAUCGUCGACUGCAAGCCCGAGGACAGCGGAAAAUAUAGAUGCGUAGCCAUCAAUUGUCACGGAACUGAUGAGACUAGCUGUGUCGUCAUCGUCGAAGGUUCUGGAGAAACCGAGGAACAAGAACAACUGGCCCACGAUCUGUUACAUUCCGGAGAACGCCGAUUCAUAGAGAAGCCACUGAAACCAGCACCAUACCAACCAGUGACCACCACCAUCAUCAGAUCGACGCCCUACUCACCAUUCAAACCAGGUCACAGUUCGGUGGACAAAAUUCCAAUCAGCGAACGCGAGCUUCACCGAGUGACACUACCAGAAGCCCCGAAACCUGUGGUCCAGGAGAAACCCGCAGCAGUCAAACCAGUAGAGACGAUACCGGAGCCAGCACCGGAACCCGUCAAAGAGAAGAAGUCCAAGAAGGACGGAGAUGAGAAGAAGGACAAGAAGUCCAUCAAGAAGUACGGAAGCAAGCUCGAGUCGACUGGCAGUCCAUCCAGAUCGAGAAGCACAACGAAAGAACUGAUCCCUGCCCCCGAUGACGCUUCCAUGGGACCGCCCACGUUUACCCAACAACUCGACAGCGCACUGACGAUCGACGAUGGUGCAAGACUAGAGUUGACCGUGAAAGUCGAGGGAGACCCCGAGCCACAAAUAACUUGGUUGAAGAACGAGCAGAUAGUUACCUCAUCGGACGUGGUGGAUUUGAGGUACAAGAACGGAGUCGCCUCGCUAACGAUCGCCGAGGUCUUCCCCGAGGACGAGGGCGAGUACGUCUGCACAGCCACCAACAGUAUUGGAGCCGUAUCCACCACGUGCAAACUGACGAUCAAUCCGGUGGAAAAGGCACCAGCCCCAGCGCCCAAGACCGAGGAGAAAGAUCACGCCCCGCAGAUAGUCGACCACGUGAAGAGUUCGGCGGUGACCGACGGUGACGCGGUGACGCUGAGCUGCCGCAUCAUCGGAGCCAACAAAUUCGACGUCGUUUGGCUGCACAACAACAAAGAGAUCAAACCGAGCAAGGACUUCCAGUAUACCAGCGAAGCCAACAUCCACAAACUCAUCAUUGCCGAAAUCUUCCCCGAGGAUUGCGGCACCUACACAUGUGAGGCGUUCAAUGACGCAGGCGAAAGUUUCUCGUCUUGUACGCUCAACGUUCUCGUUCCAAACGAAGAACCCAAGAGCCCGGUGUUCAAGACAUUCCCGCAGUCGGCGACGGUAACGGAAGGAGAAGCCGUCAAUGUGUCGUGCAAAUUCGACGAGGCGCCUCUCAAAGUAACGUGGCUGAAGGACGGUAAACCAAUAGACGAAAAGAGUAGCAGAUACCGGUUCAGCAAAGACGGCGACAGCAGCUUCAGGUUCGGCGUGAAGGCGACUACAGCGGAGGACAUUGGACAGUACACUGUACAAGCGGUCGGCAAGAAGGGCGAGACGAACGCGGCAUUUUCAAUAAACGUCAUCCCGCCGAACGAAAGUGUCUGAGCUAAACUACGAUGAUAUUAUCACGCAAUAUACGUAUAUAUUAUGACUCCGCUGAUGGGACAUUGUACGCGUCGUGCGCACGUAUACAAUGUUAGACACGCCAACUCUGGACACUGUGUUUUUUAUAUAUAAAAUAUAAAUAUAAAUUAUAAUAUGCAAAAGAAAGAUCAUCAUAUAAAUUAUACACGCAAAAAAAAGUUGGACAUCGACGCCUCUUAAAGAUAUUGCGCACGUGUGUGACUCGUUGGCGGCGGCGGCAACGGACAAUUUGUUUAAUACAUAAUUCUAUUAAACGCUCGGAAACACGACGCGAAGUUUAAUAAGUGUAAUAUAAAUAAUAAAAACUCGUUUUCUUUUUCUUCUGUGUUUUCGUUUUUCUUUUUUUCACUAUACGUUCUAAUGUAAAACCGCUUUCUGGGAUAUGUAUUUGCUGUAACUAUGAUUUUAUGCUCCGUUGUUGCGCCGUCGAUCGAAUAAAAAAAGAAACGAAUGAUGUGUUACAUUAUAUAAUAAAAAUAAAACUAUGAAAAAAUAAUAA